Juglans microcarpa x Juglans regia is the source of this 3281-nucleotide messenger RNA. Its product is annotated as E3 ubiquitin-protein ligase BRE1-like 1. The record is from RefSeq and is a predicted model, not a curated record. Gene Ontology annotation, cellular component: nucleus; HULC complex. Gene Ontology annotation, molecular function: ubiquitin protein ligase activity; metal ion binding. NCBI's taxonomy places the organism in Eukaryota, Viridiplantae, Streptophyta, Magnoliopsida, Fagales, Juglandaceae. The coding region runs from base 368 to 2431 and encodes 687 amino acids. The transcript has 16 exons.
CAUUUUUCUCUCUCCUACUUGAGCUUCGGAGAGGGAUAGAGAAACUGGAGAAAGUGCGUCGUUUGAGAGAGAAACAGCCUCGAAUCCAUGCUCUAACACAGAGAUAGGGAGGCAGAUAUAGACAGAGAGCUUUGAUGCAGGUUUGGAGAAAUUAGGGGUUGGAAGCUAGAGAAGAACAUUAUUUUUGGUGGAAAGUUUGAAUUAGGGUUUUGAGGAAUUGAUUAGUCUAGGGUUUGUUUCUGUAUUAUCUAGUUCUGAUAUUUAUAUUAGGGGGGUUCUAAUCUUUCAGUGGUAUGGUAUUGUAAUACCAAAUUUUGGUGUUGCUUAAUGCUAGUGGAGCUUGUGGGGGGUAGAUGCUAGGGUUUCCAUGGGGAGCACAGGUGAGCCAGACCGAAAACGGCGUCAUUUUGGCUCCAUAUCACCCACGGCUGCUGCUACUCCUAAGAAGCAACCUUUUUUGCCCAUUUCCGAGGACAAAAAGCUUGAUGUUACUGUUCUUCAAUAUCAAAAUCAAAAGCUUGUCCAGAAGUUAGAAACUCAGAAGGUUGAGUCUUUUUCACUUGAGAAUAAAUUCUCUCUAUUGAAGCAGAAGCAACAACCAUAUGAUUCCACGUUAGCAGUGGUCAAUAAGUCUUUGGACAAGCUGGUGAAUGACUUGGAGUCAUUUUCCAUCAAAACAAGAGAGUCGAGCAGUGAACAAGAUGGCAAACAUCUGCCACUUAUUGAUGAUGGGGUUCCCUCUACAUUUAAGGAUGCUUUUCUUAGUCGACUCAUAGAAACAGGUGCAACAGAGAAUUCUUCUACAUAUAAUUGUGCAAAUCAUGUGAAAGAAGAUAGCGAAACUGCCACUGAAAAGACACAGAACAUUUUACGCAACAUAGUAGCUGCUGUUGAUAACCUGUGGUAUCUAAAGGAUGGAUUAUCAGCUGCAGUGUUGAAAGAACUACCAGAAGAUGGUGCAUGCAGGCAAAAGACCUGCCAUGAUUUAGAGAAAGAAGUCAAGAACUUGAGAAUGGAAUUUAGUGAUCUUCAUUUGAAGCACAAAUCACUUGCAAGGGAAUUGCAGAGACACCAAAACGUUCAUGCAAAAAAUAAAGCUGAAAUGAAACAUUUAAGAGAGGAGUUGGAGGUUGCACUUUCAGAGCUAGAAGAAAAUAAUUGCAAUUUAGCAUCUCUGAAAGCACAGAGAAAUGCUGCAAAAGGGGCAUUUUUCCCUAUCUUGAAUCUAGGAAAUAAUCAAGGUGCUGGUGAUAGAGUUAGAGAUACACAAAAGGAUCUUCAUGACAUGGAAUCCACUCUCAAAGAACUAACAGACCAAGCUUCAUGUCGGCUUACAGAACUGAAAGGUCUUCAUGAUGAAAGGAUAAAAAUAUUACAGCAAUUAUCUAGUUUGCAGAACAUGUUGAAGAAUGUUAAGUGUAUUUCCUCGUCCAAUGCUUACCUCCUGGUGAGAGAUCAAAAAGAAAAGUCAAAAUCAGAAGUUUUGCAGUAUCAGGCCUUAUAUGAAAAACUACAGGUUGAGAAGGAUAACAUUCUGUGGAGGGAGAGAGAAUUGAAUAUUAAAAAUGACAUUGCCGAUGUUUUCCGAAGAUCAUCUGCCGUUGCUGAUUUCCGAGCUGCUGAUCUGGGGAUAGAGAUACAGAAACAGAUUGAGGAGAUUAAUAUGAUUGAAUCUAAGCUAAAAGAGGCCUCAAGAGAACCAGGAAGAAAAGAAAUCAUUGCAGAAUUUAAAACCUUGCUUUCUUCAUUUCCUGAAGAAAUGAGCAUUAUGCAAAGUGAACUAAGUAAAUACAAAGAGGCUGCUUCAGAUGUUCAUUCUCUCAGGGCUGAUGUCCAAUCUCUUUCCUUUAUUCUUGAGAGGAAGGUGAAAGAAUGUGAAGCCUCAUCUGCAAGAUCUGCCGACCAAGUUGCAGAGAUGCAGAAGCUGCAAGCUUUGGUCCAAGAUUUGAAAGAAAGUGAUAGGGAGUUAAAGUUGAUUUUGGAAAUGUAUAGACGUGAAUCCACUGAUUCAAGGGAUGUCAUGGAAGCCAGGGACUUGGAAUACAAGGCAUGGGCUCAUGUCCAAACUUUGAAAUCCUCUCUUGACGAGCACAACUUGGAAUUGCGAGUCAAGACAGCAAAUGAGGCUGAGGCCAUUUCCCAACAAACACUUGCUGCAGCAGAAGCUGAGAUUGCUGAGCUGAGGCAGAAACUAGAAGCUUCUAAAAGGGAUAUUUCUAGACUUACUGAUGUCCUGAAGUCCAAGAAUGAAGAAAAUGAGGCAUACUUAUCUGAAAUAGAGUCAAUUGGACAGGCAUAUGACGAUAUGCAGAAUCAAAACCAACAUCUGUUGCAGCAAAUUACGGAGAGAGAUGACUAUAACAUUAAGUUUGAUGGGGUGAUUUCCAAAAUUGAUAGUCUCGGGGUGAUUGCAAAUUGGAACAUAGUUUGAUUGUGGUUUGUGUGUUUUCACGUUUUUUUACGAGAUGAUGUAGUAUUUUUUGUUCCUUCAGCUGAUAUUUCUUUCCUUUUUGGUUUUAGAUAAUGGGUUUAAUUCUUGUUAUGGAUAUGAAGAUGUCAGAUGUGUGUCAUUGUUUUGGUCUAAUAUUACUGCUCUUACCCCAAUAAUGUUCAUUCUUGAUUGCAGAAGUAAUGACCAUUGCUUCAUGAGCCAUGGUCCUGCAUAAACUAUCCCACUAUAUGGGGUUAAGAGUUAUUGUUUUGUAUAUGUCUGUAAAUCUAAAUCAACUCCCUUUUGGACACCCAAACAAGACUUGAGUGACAUGCUUUGGACAUGUACUGUUCUAAUGAAAGAUGAAAAGUGAGGGGUUGUGUUGUUUAUAUCUCAUUACAAAUAGCGCAUUUUUGUUUGUGUUCACAUGCCCUGCUUGCUCCAUAUAAGGAAUUGGUGCUAAGGUGAAUCAGGGUUAUUACAACAGCCGUCAGCUUAUGAAGAUGUAUGUUGUUUAAAUAUAUAGGUAGUAGGUUCUGAAUGUGGUAGUAGUGCCAGGAUAUACGUUGUGGUCCUUUCAUACGUUCAUAGAACUUGUGUAACUGCAUUUAAAGGAAAGUGUUCGAGCUGCAUAUUGCUGCUACUACAAGACAUGAUGCAUUUGCUGAUGAUAGACUCGCCCUGUAAAUUUCAUCAUGUUGAGAAACUUUUUUUUGUUUUGCCUUGAGUUAAACAUUGUACAGCUCUUGUAUAUGUGGUUGAGUUUCACUUAAACCUAUAGGCUAUAGCUAGUAUUUGUUGACUUUCAGACCUCUGAAACUUCUGUCUCAUCAUUCAUUAAUUGGUAUGU